UAGCGAAAUUAAUUGUGGUCUGAGGCCACCCUGCUUUGUGCGUGACAUAUUCUGUGUAGACUAUUUAUGAGGACAAAGUUAUCUCGAUAAAAUGUCUGUCAUUGUCGGUAGAUGUCGCUAUCAAACGAUUCGGACGUUAUCGGAUGUAUCCGCCAUACCACGUAUUUCCCCACGAUUGUAUCCGAUGAUUUCCGAAAUAUUUUUUCCUUGACGUAGUUCCUGUAUUUCGGAAUCGGCUGCUUUUGGAAGAAGGUAGCUGAAAACAAUGGGAAAUGCUGAUACCAAACUCAACUUUAGAAAGGCUGUCAUUCAGUUAACAACAAAGACACAGCCAAUCGAGGCGAAUGAUGAGGCAUUCUGGGAGCAGUUUUGGUCAGAAAGUGUGACUUGUGUGCAGGAUGUGUUUACUCUGAUUCCUGCCGCAGAGAUACGAGCGUUGCGGGAAGAGUCCCCGUCAAACUUGGCAACUCUGUGUUACAAGGCGGUGGAGAAACUGGUGGCAGCGGCAGACAGUGGCUGCCCAUCUCACCAAGAACAGCAAACAGUGUUGAACUGUGUGCGUCUCCUCACGCGCAUUUUGCCCUACAUUUUUGAAGACCCUGACUGGCGCGGAUUCUUCUGGUCAACACUGCCAGGCCAUGGGGAAGAUGCAGAGACGGAGAGUCCACCUCUGGCCCAGAGUCUGCUCAAUGCCUUGUCAGAUUUGCUGUUUUGCCCCGACUUCACGGUGUCGACCAACAGAAAACAGGGACCUGAUAACCCCGAAGAUAUGUUGUCUAUCGACAGCUGUGAGUACAUAUGGGAGGCUGGCGUUGGGUUUGCGCAUUCGCCACCUCACAGCAGCUACCAGGAACAAAACCGCACAGACAUCCUCAAGCUCCUACUGACCUGCUUCUCGGAGUCCAUGUACCUUCCUCCUGUCGCUGAUGCUCACAACACUCCAAACCCGUGGAUUCAUUAUUUCACCUCAACUGAAAAUAGACACGCACUUCCGUUGUUUACCUCACUGCUCAACCUAGUGUGUUCGUAUAACCCGGUUGGGUUUGGCGUUCCGUACAACCACCUGAUGUUUGCCGACCACCGCGAGCCGAUGGUGGAGAUCGCGCUGCAGGUGUUGUGUGUGACGCUGGAGAACGAGGCUCUUGUCAAUCAGAACAUCUCGGUGGACGGAACAUCCAACUCGGGAACAGCCAUGGAACAAGCAACCGAUAGUGGAGGCCCGGACAAUCUGUUUGUGAACUAUCUGUCGAGAGUCCAUAGAGAGGAGGAUUUUGGUUUCAUCUUGAAAGGCAUCACACGCCUACUGAAUAACCCGCUGACUCAGACAUAUCUACCGGGUUCGUGUAAGAAAAUUCAGUUCCACCAGGAACUACUCGUCCUGUUCUGGAAGAUGUGUGACAUUAACAAGAAGUUCAUGUUCUAUGUUUUGAAGAGCAGUGAUGUGUUGGAUGUUUUGGUUCCCAUCCUCUAUUUCCUGAACGAUGCGCGUGCAGAUCAGUCGCGAGUUGGCCUGAUGCACAUCGGUGUAUUCAUUCUCCUCUUACUGAGUGGGGAGAGGAACUUUGGCGUCCGUCUCAACAAGCCGUACACUGUCCGAGUACCCAUGGAUAUUCCAGUGUUCACUGGCACACAUGCAGAUUUCCUUAUCAUAGUGUUUCACAAGAUCAUUACAACUGGCCACCAGCGUCUCCAGCCUCUGUUUGACUGUCUUCUCACUAUCAUUGUUAACGUGUCUCCCUACUUAAAGACUUUGUCUAUGGUUGCCAGUACGAAGAUGUUGCACCUGUUGGAGGCGUUUAGCACGCCCUGGUUCCUGUACGCCAGUCCAACCAAUCACCACCUGGUGUUCUUCCUGCUGGAAGUCUUCAACAACAUCAUCCAGUAUCAGUUUGAUGGUAAUUCCAAUCUGGUAUACACGAUCAUCCGGAAGAGAAACGUAUUUCAUCAGUUAGCCAACCUUCCUACAGAUCACAGUGCUAUUGCCAAGGCUCUGACGAAGCGCGGCAAGAAGUUUGCCGCACCCCCUCUUGAUACCCGCGAACCACAGACCAUGGAGGGAGCACUCCCGGCUGCAGAGGCAGAACCAGGGACGCUGAAAACAACACUAGCAGCCACUCCACGUCUGGAUAAGAUGACGGAGAAGGGGCCUCCAGAUGACAGCCACAAACAAACAUUGAAGGAGAUCGCCGAAUGCACGGGAACGGAAAGUGUCCAGCCGCCGAGUGAGAUCCAAGAUCCACUGGAAGACGAGGGCAAGAAGUCUCCUACCGAGAGUGAGAACGUGCUGGCUCAGAAGUUGACCCCACCUUCAAGUCCUGCAUCUACCCCAGAACACCAUCCUCCAGAACAUCAGCCUCCUCGCGGACCCAUUGUCAGGUCAUCAUCAUCAACCAUCGCACCCGGGUCAUGGGUGGCAACGCCAGAAUGGGUUCAGACAUGGAAGCAGAAACUGCCGCUACAGACAAUCAUGAGGAUGCUGCAAGUCCUCGUCCCUCAGGUGGAGAAGAUUUGUAUAGACAAGGGACUGACAGAUGAGAGUGAAAUUCUGAAAUUUCUCCAGCACGGUACGCUGGUUGGUCUAUUGCCAGUUCCACACCCGAUCUUGAUCCGCAAGUACCAGGCUAACACUGGGACCACCAUGUGGUUCAGAACCUACUUGUGGGGAGUCAUCUAUCUCAGGAAUGUUGACCCGCCAGUGUGGUACGAUACUAACGUCAAACUGUUUGAGAUACAGAGAGUGUAAAGUGAGAUGGCCAUCAGUCAACAACACUGAUAGAUGUCUACAGUUGGACAAAACUCAUUUUAAUGGGGGAUAUAGAAUAUUUUGGACUUAACUUCCAGGUGGAAAUGUAGUAGAGAUUUACGGAUUUUCACAUUUUAACAAAAAUAUUUUUAUGACAAUAAGAUUUAUUUUUGGGUAUCGUGGUCGGGGAACCUUGAAUAAUAAAAUCAUAGUACUUGUGUACUGUAUUUUUUCAAAUACAGUAUAUAAAAAUUAUAUAAACCAUUUUGGUAAUCAAAUAUAGUCUUAACAGUUAUUACUGUUAAUAAUUUCAUAAAUAUUUCAAGCACAUCAUAAUAGAUUAUUUCACACAUGCAUACAUUUACACAAAAUAUAUAUAGUCAUACACAGAUGUAUUAUAUAUACAUAGAUUAUGGAGUACUCAUUUAAACCACCUAAAUUCUUUGAUCUCAUAUUCAAAUUUUUAAAGUAUAUAAUAUUUUGUUUACACUGAAAUAUUUAUCAGUACUUAAGCUUAUCGCACACGAGAGCCAUCAGCGAGCAAAACAUUACUUGAGAUUUAUCCUCAGCUGACAGCACUUGUAUUUGGUUUUGAGGGAAAUGUUGUGUUUUAAUAUCUCUGGCAAUGCUUGACAAUAAUAUCACCAUAUGCACAUGAGCUGAAUUUAUAAAUUGUGUAAUAGAAAAAAUAGAAACACGAAAAUUGCAUGGGUAAUAGAACCAUGAAAAAUAGCAUGAUUGUGACAGUGGUAAGCAAACUAGCUCAGCACAGUGAGCUAACGACCAAGCAAAACGUCUCCAGUAAGGUUCUGCUCAGCUGAUAGCUCUUGUGUGCAGUAGGUUUUAAUUGCUGCAUAAUGUUAAAGCAAAACAAAAAUAGUUUUACUGAAAAAACUAAAGGGACAAAAUAUCUUGGGGUGUUGACAAUCAUCUACAAAUGGACUGUGUUCAUAAGCUGUGAUGUGGUACAUCUCUGUUUCUUUGUGUGUAUGGCAUCACAAAAUGUCAGUUGCAUUGUGUGUUUUGUCUUGGGCAGGGAAUAUUUUGUUUUCAAAAUCAUGUUGAGUGAUAUUUCUAGUCAAUUGAAAUUGAUUAGCAACUACUGUUUAAUGUUUUACAGUUGUAUAGCAAUCACUGAAACUUGCGUAGUGAAUUGCACCGUGAUACUGAACAAAAUGUUCCCUGUUGGGCAAUAGAACAUGUUCUAAUCAUUAACGUUGAUCGACUUGAUCAUGGUCGUAUCCAACCUAAAAUAAUGGGACAGGGGCAGACAAGGGGUCAGUAGAAACAAAAUUAAUUAGGGCACAGUAAUAUAGGGUUUCCUCUAACUUAACAAAAAAAGGCACUUUUAAACAAAUAUAUGACAUUGUAUGUUUUGGGUAGAGAAAAAGUACUUCAGUUUACGUUUAUUAACUUUUGUGUAAACUGUAGAACAGCAAAUUUACACUUUUAAAAUCAAAUCCUGUUUUUAUUUUAUUUUUUAAACAAUUGUAAGAAAUAAUCAUGUGCAUAAAGCUCCUUGGAAUCUGUGCUAAAGAAAUAAGAAAUGCUAUUCCCCCAGAUAACAUUACUGAUGACAAUACUUGUCUACUUACAUGUUACGACUCCUGGACACGAGUAUUUGACAGUGACAGUAUCUUAAAGAGGAUUUGUGCAAUCUCCUUUUUGUAGCUAGAGUUAUUCUACUGCUUCAUGGAUUAGUCUUAAACAAAUAUAAUUUAGAUGAAAUGGUAGAAAUGCCAAGCAACUUAUUAAAAGCCUUAUAUCAGUAUGUUGUAGAAGUAUUUAACCACUUCGUAUCCAAUAUUGGUCUCUUAUGGGUAGGUCUGAUUAUGUGCAAAUAGUGUUUGCUGUAUCAGCACUCACAGGUGGCAUGCUGCUACAAGGCAGUUGAUAAUAUCUGUUAAUAGUGAAGAAAUUAAAGUUUGUUAAAGUUGUAGUUGUAAUUGUUUUUUUUGCUUCAGUGAAAGUUGUUAUAUGAUCUGGUGGCAAGACAUUGGGUUGUUAAAGCUGUUGUUACAUACAAUCAUAUAUUUGCAUUAGGAGAUGUUAAAUCAUGUUGUAUGUAAUACAAUUAUUACUGUUGGAGAAUGUAUAUUUGGGUUGUGAAAUGAGGGUGUAGUAUUAUGUAGUUUAAUAUGUUUAUUGUACAUCUGUUGUGAAUUUAAUAUUGUACUUUUGUUCAUUGUACAAAGUGAUAAGUAAAAUUAUUGUGAAGUACAUUUCAUUGUAAACAUUACAUAAUGCCAUUUACAAGCUACUUGUAUUAAUAUCCUGGCCCUCGUUCCACAAAGCGAUCUUAGCACUAAGAUCACCUUAAGUGUAUAGUCGUUAUACAUUUAUGGUGAUCUUAGGGCUAAGAUCGCUUCGUGGAACAGGGCCAUGAACAUUACAUUGGACCAUUAACAAGAUAUUGCUAUUCAUACAGAGACUGUGUAUGUUAAAAAUCCAUGGGUAUCAAAAUGCAUUAUGAUAAAUAACGUCUUACUGUUGACUAUUGGGAACAAAUUGAGCAGAAUCAAUGGUGAAACCAACGGGUAUAUAGAAGUAUUUAUGAUAAUCUCAAAAAAUAUGGUUGAAAAAAAAAAAAACCACUUGAAUAUGGCAAACAAACAAAAUGUUUUUAAAUAUAAAAGGGAUACAGUUUAAUGUCAUUAUUGGGAACAAACAAAAAAACAAAACAAAAAAAACCCCUGACAAAUGAUCUGCUUUACUCAUAGCACAUUUCAGAAUUAAAAGUUUCAUUUUGGAGUUUUUUAAAAAAGAAAAGAAAAAAAAGGUAUAAAUUUUAUUCUUUGACUAACAUUUUUAAAUAAGAGCAUUCAGCAUGAGCAUUUGUGUGUGUGUAUCAAGUCAUCCUCAGUGAAUAUAUUUUAUGUAAAUAAAAGUAUACACUGACCUGAUUAUUUCUUCCAGCUGUUUCCAUGUGUAAUAUGUUGUAAAAGACUAAUUAGUGUCAUUUCAUUUAUAUAACCUUAAUUAAUAUGUGAGGGUGCAAGGGUAAGCUUUGCAAUCGCUUGUCUGUCAACUCUUCAUGAGUAACGACACAAAAGAUGUAUUUGCAAGGGCCAAGUCAAGUCAAUUGUUAACUUGAGAUCUAGUUAUUAGAGUAGCUUAGUUCUCCACAUACUGUAUACGUAUUCUGUAUUGUGAUUGGUUAAUUGGUGGUAGUGUUUUCCCCAGUCUUUUCACAGUGAUUUGUCAUUGGUUGGUUAUUUAUAAAGUGAUAUUUACUCUACCCAUGUGUUAAAAAACAGUUCGUGAACGGCUAAGAACCCGUUCUAGUUCCUGCCCCGGAACCACCCACUGGCUAUGUCAGAGGCUGGAUCCGUGGUAGGCGUGCCUGAACCUUUAUUGGAUAUGGGCACGUAAAUAGAGUUUCUUCCUUCCCGUUCUAGUCACACCACCGUGCGAGGUAGUGUGGGAUUCGAGAACCCGUUCUAGCCACACCACCGUGCGAGGUAGUAUGGGAUUUGAGAACAGGAACAUGUUUAGGAACACAUUUUCUGCACAAAACAGUUUUGAAUACAUGUAGCUAUGGAUGUUUGAAUCUCUGGUGGAUGUAAGCAUUUGCAAAACGGUUGAUAGAUAAUACAGGUGCACAUUUCAGGUUCACAAUGGGGUUAUCGAUUGUUAUGACUUGUACUGUCUGCAAGGAUCGCAUCAUCAUGUAAGCAUAGAUGCCGUACGGCUUUCAUACAAAAUUCUGACAUUGUACAUCUAUGUCAAAAUUAAUAUCACUGGUUUCUCUCUGAUGAUUUUGCUUAUGGAUAUAAAUUUUUACUAUGUAUUCAAAACUGUUACAGUGCGUCGUUAAAUAAAACAUUUCCUUCCUUCCUUUCAAAACUGUUGCUGAAUGGCUUGAAUAUAUCACUAGGUGAGGUAGUGGCGAUUUGAGACAGGAACUUAUUUAGGAACACGUUCCCAGCACCAGAGCAGAAUUUAGACUAUAUGCUUUCAUGUUCAGUGUGUAUACUAUUUUUAAUAAUGGAUGUAGUGUUCCUACUAGCUGUUGAGGUGUAAUAUUACCAGCAAGUGAAAUGUUUAUUUAAUAGAUGAUUAGAUCAUGAUAAACAAAAAAGGGAGGGAUUAUGGUUGCCAAUACUGCAUUUUAGAAUAAAAUCAUUUCUGAUUGUUUGCACAAUUGUUUUAACAUAAAUACUUGUACCUGCUGAUCUUUACCAUACAAAUAACAUUAUUUCUUAUCUUUCCGACGCCAUAUAACCGUAAAUAAAAUGUGUUGAGUGAGUCGUUAAAUAAAACAUUUCCUUUACCAUACUGAGAUUUAAUUUAUUUUAGCACAUUGGCCAAAUACUUAAACUGGCCAUUAUUUGUUCAAUUUAAAUUAUGCAUGUCAUAAAUGAUUUGUUCAAUGAUAGUUUUAUUUCUCGUCAUGGUCAGAUUUUAUCAAUCUUGCAGUGUUAGUAUGUUACUUCCAGAAACCUACAACACAUCAGCUAACCAUUGUAGGUUUUUUUUAUUUAUUGGUCAGCAUAAUGAUGCAUUCUUAAUCAUGUAAGUCAUUAUUUUGUCUCAAAAAGAAAUAAAAAGACCCGUUAUUUUCAGUUGUUAUGGGCAACACCACUUCUUAGGUCGAUUACUUCCUACCAUAAUUUUUCAUUACUCAGAUAGCCAUGAAACAGAAAUCUUAUAAUGCAUUUUCUUCUCUCCCAUGACCAAGCUCAGUUUCAGUCUUUUCCUUACAUUCCUUUGUAACAAUUUUGUCUAAAUUGUAUAAAUAUUGGUGAUAUUCUUGUAUUUAAUCAUAUGUGUGUGUGUAUAUAUAUAUAUAUAUAUAUAUUGGUGUCUUUUUGUUUUGUACAGCUGAUGUAAAUAAUAAUAAAAAAUCCAACUACA
Molecule: messenger RNA, 7600 nt
Organism: Gigantopelta aegis
Lineage: Eukaryota; Metazoa; Mollusca; Gastropoda; Neomphalida; Peltospiridae
Product: protein HID1-like
Exons: 21
Coding region: 266-2743 (825 amino acids)
Cellular component (GO): membrane; Golgi trans cisterna; Golgi medial cisterna
Source: RefSeq, a predicted model, not a curated record